CGAUGCAAGGUGCUGACUGAGCCCUAUGAGAUGUUGGUCACGAGCUAAGCAUGUAAAUAUUUAUAUAAAGGUGGUGGACGUUCGCGCUCCAUUGAACCAGAUCACCAAAUAAAUCAUCAUCACAAUUGCCAUUCGUCACUCAAUCAAAGAGUCAAUAUUCAUACCAACCUCUACAAACAGUACUUCAAGUGCAACAUCGUCUUGAAAUUCUAUCUACAACCAAUCAACUGAUCAUCAUGUCGGACAUCCUUCACAAGAUCAAGGACGCUGUCCACCAUCACCAUCACGAUGGGGCUAAGCAUGACGAAGCCAAAGAGAAGAAGCAUGCUUCGCACCACAAGUCAAAUAAUGGAGCCCGGCCAGACCUGGACUUGAACUGCGCCCGCCCAGCGACCCGCGACCCCGUCGAUCUCACGGGCCGUCACGUCGCGCCCGACGAUCGAGACAUCGACGGCCGGCGUCGCUCGCACGACCACGAUGCUCCCGACCUAACCGGGCCGCAUCAAGAGCACGAGAGUGUUGAUAUCAACGGUCAACACCCUAGCACCCACAACCCACCCGAUCUGAACAGCCCCACGGCGAGCUCUUCCGCCCGUCACUAGACAAGGAGGCUCGCGGCGGCAGGAGAUAGGAGAGUUGCACAGUUAUUAUUGGAUAGCAGAGAUACCCUACAGGUUUUUGAGAGUAAUUAGAGUUAAUGAUGUAAAUGAGGAAUGCGAAUAAUACCAUCUGAGACACUAGAAAAUGAAUAUAAACAUGCUUAUUGCUAGCUAGCUACUACGAUAAGUUGGAGAGUGGUUGAUAUCAGAGGUCAAUAGUGCAUAUCUCCAACUGUGGUGACGCUCAGUUGGCACAGCCUCUCUUUGAGCCUGAGACUGAAGACUCACACCUAGUCACCGCCUGUGAUUAUUUGAUUGAUUUCCCAAGGAUAGCUCUGAAUAAGAAAAUUUCGAGCGUAUUUUAAAUAUUG
Xylaria bambusicola is the source of this 970-nucleotide messenger RNA. RefSeq lists its product as uncharacterized. NCBI's taxonomy places the organism in Eukaryota, Fungi, Ascomycota, Sordariomycetes, Xylariales, Xylariaceae. The coding region runs from base 237 to 602 and encodes 121 amino acids. The record is from RefSeq and is a predicted model, not a curated record. The transcript is spliced from 2 exons.